Molecule: messenger RNA, 1545 nt
Organism: Drosophila eugracilis
Lineage: Eukaryota; Metazoa; Arthropoda; Insecta; Diptera; Drosophilidae
Exons: 1
Coding region: 1111-1458 (115 amino acids)
Source: RefSeq, a predicted model, not a curated record
UAAGGCUUUUACAACCUUUGGCUAAAAUAUGCAAAUAAUCUAAUAAAUAAAAUAGAAAUAUCAGCAAAAGGUCAAAAUACAAACUGAAUGAACAGCGAUUUUUGUGAAUGGACGUAAAGAAAAUCAAGUUAUUGGAAAGACCCACCUAGAAGAGCCAAGAAUUUGCAUUGAAUUUGCAUUAAUUCUUCGAUAGUCUCAAUCUUAUUUAUAAUAUAAACAUAUAUAAUCUUAGCCCAGCCCUAAGACAUUCAUUUGUCAGUUCGUAUUAAGGCAUCUAAGGUAUAUCAAGCUGCCUUAAUCAGCGUCCCUAAUUUGUGGAUAAACAAUUAUAAAUUAUGAAAAUUAUGCGGCUAAUCCAAUCUGCUUAGACGACCACCCCAGAGACCAGAUGCGAAUCGAAAAAACCGAAAAACCAUUCCGCAUCCACACCUCAGGUGGCGAUAGACUAGCGUAGGUCUCAUUAAUAUUAAUAUGGUUAGCCGUUCGGCCAAACCUAGUAUCUAUGUAUCUUAGCGAGGCCUAAGGCUUGUUUAAGGUUUCUAUUUGGCUUUGAAGAUAAAUUGCCUUUAUUUAUAUUAGUAAAUAUAUAAUCUUUAACACCAUUAAUUUAGUUGCGCGUAUUAAUUGCUGUUGAUUUCGCUUGUCAAAUCACAUUCUGUCUUUAUCUUAGCCGUCUGCCGUCUGGGCCUUAUUAAUUUUUCGUCUUAUUUGUAUUUACAUUUCAAGUUUUUCAAGUUGUUUUUCUUCUUGCCGGUUUUCUUUGCUCUCGGCUGUGGGUUCUUUGUUAUUGCCUUCUUUUUGACAGCAAAAGCGUGCUCUUGUGUAGACACAUUCGUGUUGGCUGGCUUUUUGUUUCUUGGUUUUUGAUUAAUUUACUUUUGGCCGCGAACAGAAGCCGCAUCGAUUUGGUUUCUUUUCGAGGUAUUAAUUUAUUAAAAUGUUAAUUAAUUUGUCAGGCGUCGACAGGCAUCGAAUUUGCCUGAUAAAUGGCCCAGAAACGAGUUCGAACUGGGACGAGGGAAAUCUAUACACUUCUUCCAAAAUCAAAAUGUCUGUGAAAUUCUUGUGAUUUAAUACAAAAAUAUUCUCAUUAAGUUUCAUACUAAGAAUAUGUCCGACACGGAAGAAAAUGAGGAAGCAGAUCGGAUGGACGGUUCUACCGGGGCAAUGCCGGGGACUAUCUUCAGCGCAAUCUCAAUUCUGCGACCGAUCACCACUUCCCGUCCUGAUCUCUCGAAUGCUCCCUCGAUUGUCAUCUCUUUGCCCGAUAGCCAAAGAGGGUCCAUUCCCGAGGAGACACCGGAGCAGCGUCUGCGGCGCCGGAUGAGAUUCUUGGAGUUGCGGCGGGAACAUUACAAUCACUUGCAUCACAGUGAGCAGUGCAACAUGACGUCCACGGAUGAUGAAGAUCACUCCCCGAAUCCACCGAAAAGUCUGGCGGAGAACAAGCCCAAGUAGGAACUAAAAAACUGCAUCUAUAUAUUCUUAAAUUUUAUAAAGUUCCUAAAGCUGCGUCAAACGUUGUUACUUCGUACCUACUAUCCA